Phaethon lepturus (White-tailed tropicbird) is the source of this 901-nucleotide messenger RNA. Its product is annotated as carboxypeptidase Z. Gene Ontology annotation, molecular function: zinc ion binding; metallocarboxypeptidase activity. The transcript has 5 exons. The record is from RefSeq and is a predicted model, not a curated record. Lineage: Eukaryota; Metazoa; Chordata; Aves; Phaethontiformes; Phaethontidae. The coding region runs from base 35 to 901 and encodes 288 amino acids. Gene Ontology annotation, biological process: proteolysis.
UGGAUUUCAGGUGGCCCCUGAGACAAAAGCAGUCAUGAAGUGGUUGAGGUCUAUCCCAUUUGUGCUCUCUGCCAGCCUCCAUGGGGGUGAGCUGGUUGUGACCUAUCCUUAUGACUAUUCAAGGCAUCCUAUGGAAGAAAAAAUGUUCUCCCCUACACCUGAUGAGAAGAUGUUUAAGCUGCUGGCUAAAGCCUAUGCAGAUGCACAUCCAGUCAUCUCGGACCGAUCCGAACAUCGUUGCGGUGGAAAUUUUGUAAAGCGCGGAGGUAUUAUAAAUGGUGCUGAGUGGUACAGCUUCACUGGAGGUAUGGCAGACUUUAAUUACCUUCACACAAAUUGCUUUGAAGUUACUGUGGAGGUAGGAUGCGAAAAGUUUCCUUUGGAGGAAGAACUGUUUACGAUCUGGCAUGAAAACAGAGAUGCCCUUCUGAAUUACAUGGAAAUGGUUCAUCGGGGGAUAAAAGGAAUUGUGUCUGAUAAGUUCGGCAACCCAAUAAAAAAUGCUCGUAUUUCAGUCAGGGGCAUCCAGCAUGAUGUCACUACAGCUGCUGAUGGAGACUACUGGCGGCUCCUGCCCCCGGGGACGUACAUAAUCAGCGCCCAAGCGGCGGGGUACAGCCGGGUGAUGAAGAGGGUCACCCUUCCCACCAAGAUGAAACGGGCUGGGCGAGUCGACUUUGUAUUGCGACCCGUUGAGGCUUGGCCCAACAAGCUCCUCCGCCGGUCGAUGGAAGACAUGUAUGACCCAUAUGACCCGCUGGAACUUUUUGACCCCCAGGCCCAACACGGGCAGCCCGAGGCUCGAGGGGGGUCACCGCCGGGCAGAGAGAAGCCCUGGUGGUGGUCUUACUUCAGCUCUCUAGACCUGCACAAGCCUCUGUGGCUGCUCAAGCAGCACUGA